AUGGAGGAGCUCAACAAGGAUCAACUCACAAUUCUGAAGAAGGCGUUCGAAGCCUUCGAUCAUGAGAAGAAAGGAUGCAUCGGCACAGUCAUGGUUGGCACCAUCCUGGGAAUGUUGGGGCACAGCAUCACAGAUGAUAUGCUCAAAGAGAUCAUCGACGAAGUUGAUGUUGAUGGUUCUGGUGAAUUGGAGUUUGAAGAAUUCGUAACGCUGGCCUCCAGGUUUAUGGUUGAGGAGGACGCGGAAGCGAUGCAACAGGAACUUAAAGAAGCAUUCCGGUUAUAUGACAAAGAAGGUAACGGUUAUAUUACCACCGCAGUCUUAAGAGAGAUCCUGAGGGAAUUAGAUGACAAGAUCAGCGCAGAGGAGUUAGACAUGAUGAUUGAAGAAAUUGACUCCGAUGGAUCGGGCACCGUUGACUUCGAUGAAUUCAUGGAGGUGAUGACCGGCGGUGAUGAUGAAAGAUAA
Leptosia nina is the source of this 468-nucleotide messenger RNA. The record is from the annotation of a GenBank genome assembly. NCBI's taxonomy places the organism in Eukaryota, Metazoa, Arthropoda, Insecta, Lepidoptera, Pieridae.